GAACAGUGGCGGUGGAGGCGGCGGUGGUGGUGGCGGGAUGAUGGCAAUAAGGUCAUCACCGUUUACAGUGUCACAAUACCAAGAACUGGAGCAUCAAGCUUUGAUCUUUAAGUAUAUGAUGGCAGGUUUGCCUGUGCCACCUGAUCUUGUGCUCCCUAUUCAGAAGAGCUUUGGGUCCAUUUCUCAUAGGUUAUUUCACCACCCCACCAUGGGGUAUUGUUCCUUCUAUGGGAAGAAGGUGGAUCCCGAGCCGGGACGAUGCCGGAGGACUGAUGGAAAGAAAUGGCGGUGCUCCAAAGAUGCAUACCCCGACUCCAAGUACUGUGAACGGCAUAUGCACCGCGGCCGUAACCGUUCAAGAAAGCCUGUGGAAUCACAAACUGUGGCACAGUCAUCAUCUACUGUGACAUCAUUGACUGUUACUGGAACCACUGGUGUGAGUGAGAGCUUCCAGGGCCUUCCCUUGCAUGCCUUGGGUAGUACACAAACAGUUACUGCUUCUGGAACUAAUCAUUCUCAUUAUCAUAUGGAGUCAAUCCCCUAUGGAAUCCCAAGCAAAGAUUACCGGUAUCUUCGAGGAAUGAAGCCUGAGGUUGGUGAGCAUAGUUUCUUCUCUGAAGCUUCGGGGAGCAACCGAGUUCUGCACAUUGACACUCAACUGGACAAUGCAUGGCCUGAUAUGCAAUCCAAAGUAUCCUCGUUCCCUCAGUCAAAACCUGGUGGCGACCUUUCCAUAUUGCAAAAUGAUGACUACCCCCAGCAUUUGUUCUUCGGCGAAUUCAACUCGGGGGAACCUGCGAAACAAGAGGGUCAAUCUCUUCGACCAUUCUUCGACGAGUGGCCUGAAACCAGAGACUCUUGGUCAGCUCUCGAAGACAAGAUAUCCAACCAGAACUCGUUUUCUGAAACCCAGCUAUCAAUAUCCAUUCCAAUGGCUUCACCGGACUUCUCCACAACCAGUUCUCGUUCUCCCCAGGAUAGUUGAACGAUUAAAAACGCGAGAAUCCUGAAUUUUACGACCGGACGAGUUCUAGCUUCAUCACUAUAUAUUGUGCUGCUUGACAAUUUUUCUUUACCUGUCCACCAUUGUUAUGUGGCUGGGGGGUUUUCAGCAUCACUUUGAGUAUUAGCAUUAGAACAUUGCAAGGUUUGAGGUAAUAAAAUAAAACAAAAUCCAGGACAUUGCAGCUUUUAUGGAAUUGGAAGAACAAGAAGUUUUCU
This is a messenger RNA of Hibiscus syriacus, 1221 nucleotides long. RefSeq names its product growth-regulating factor 3-like. Gene Ontology annotation, molecular function: ATP binding. Gene Ontology annotation, biological process: regulation of DNA-templated transcription; DNA-templated transcription; developmental process. Bases 38 to 985 code for a protein of 315 amino acids. The transcript has 4 exons. NCBI's taxonomy places the organism in Eukaryota, Viridiplantae, Streptophyta, Magnoliopsida, Malvales, Malvaceae. The record is from RefSeq and is a predicted model, not a curated record. Gene Ontology annotation, cellular component: nucleus.